Molecule: messenger RNA, 520 nt
Organism: Cucurbitaria berberidis CBS 394.84
Lineage: Eukaryota; Fungi; Ascomycota; Dothideomycetes; Pleosporales; Cucurbitariaceae
Exons: 1
Coding region: 225-488 (87 amino acids)
Source: RefSeq, a predicted model, not a curated record
GCGUCAUGGAUCGUCUGGGUGAGGAUGUAGGUGGUGUGCGAGGAAGCUACUGCAAAGGCGCCCUCAUGGUCGUGGUGUGCACCAGGCUGGCAAGACAGCAGAGUGAAUUGAUGCAAGGGCCAGUCAUCGUCAGGAUCGUUUCGCUAAUCUUGCUAAGUUUUCGCUAGUGGUCUGGAGAGUGGCAGGCUUUUAAGCGUGUAUACGCAGAGUAAGAGCUACCGCGCAUGUGCGGUUGGGGCUCUGAGAGAAAGCAGGCAGCGGAACGACGACGUUGCGAUCUGUCCAACCCGUACCGGAAUCAUAGACUCGAUGGCAUUUGUUGGUCAAUAUUUGCAUUUGGGUCAGCGUUUGGAGGUGGAAGGAUGUGUCGAGUUGGUAGCGCCUCGGCCGGUCUAGAUGCUCAGGCUGGCCAAGUUUCAAGUUGGCCACGGGUCACGGCAUAUGGAGGCGUUGCAGAUGGAUAUCAUGUCUUUUGGAUGCGCAUCUGAGAGAGCGGGUAGUGGCAGCUUGACGUGAUGUG